This is a messenger RNA of Stegodyphus dumicola, 804 nucleotides long. RefSeq lists its product as uncharacterized. NCBI's taxonomy places the organism in Eukaryota, Metazoa, Arthropoda, Arachnida, Araneae, Eresidae. The record is from RefSeq and is a predicted model, not a curated record.
GUUCAUCGCAGGGAGUUAGUAUCGAAUCUUACGCAUAUUCAGCAUGAGUAUUUCUUCGUUGUUAUUCCUUGUCCUGCUUGUAGGUUCAUCGCUGAUGGAUGCCGUCCGGGCACGACCCUCAACACCCGUGGGUUAUUUUCCUGACCAAUUUCAUCCAUGGUCUAUAAGUGAUGAUCCCGAGUUUGAUAAUUACAUUCUCCCAUAUGAUUCACUCUUAGAAGGACUUAAUGAUAAAGCUUCAGCAAGAAGGGAACUUCGCAUUCCCCUUCCGGUCUACACUAAAGUUCAAGGUGGAUUUGUACCACCAGAGUUAACAUCGCUGGAUAAAGUUUACUGGUGGAACAAACGCUUCAGUGACUUUGACAGUUUAUCUCUAGAUGAUCUUCCAUAUGUUGAAAAUAAUGACGAAGAUAAUGAUAUCAUCACAGGGGGAGUCAAGAAGAGGGAUUACACAGCAGCACAACUUGUCAAUUUGCUUAAGGGUUUAGCAAAACUCCGGAGGCAAAGGCAGAUCCGCAUCACAGGAAAGGGACUCAGGUUUGGGAUCAGUCGCAAAUGAAGCUAUGUAUUUGACAGCAGAUGUUCUAAAAACAAAGCAUUUUCAAGAACAUUCAUGUAAUCAUAUGUCAUGUGUUAAUUAUUAAUAACAUGUGUGUGAAUAACCGUUUGGUUUACAUGUGUAAUAACAUGUGUGUGAAUAAUCUUUUGUUGAGUAAUAUCUCAUUCCAAAUUUCCUCCUUCGAGUUUCUAAGUGGGCGACAAUGAAUAUAUAAAUACUACAUAAGAUAAAAAAUUUUAACUUGC